Messenger RNA from Cylindrotheca closterium, 975 nucleotides. The record is from the annotation of a GenBank genome assembly. Lineage: Eukaryota; Bacillariophyta; Bacillariophyceae; Bacillariales; Bacillariaceae.
AUGGAGCAGAUACUAAGGGAACAUUCUGGCUUAGACGAUGCGUUUGGAGUGUCUGACUACUCGGACGAUGAAUCCCUUGACGAAUCAAUCAAGGCUUCGAUUGAAAGAAUUCGACAAGAAGCUUCGCGUAUGGAUCUUUAUAUAGCCUUGGACCAAAUCGAUUCCCUACAGCGAGAAAACGGCGCCGUACAAUCUACAUUGCGAAGUACUGAAGCUGAGCUUGACACAUUAAAGGAGAAGGUAUCAAGUUUGACAAUGGAGAGAGACCUGUUGAAAGUCGACACAAACAAUCUCAGAGAAGACAUGACCACUCUUGUCGAAAAGAUGUUCGAAAUCUCAUGCGUCGCAGGCACCUCGUCACUCGCAGGAUCAAAUCACCCGACCGUACACAAUGAUGACAGCCUUUCAAUAAUUAUCGAUAAAAGUCCGAUUCCGCCGGAUGUCAUGGUUUUGAACGAACCCUGCCGUUCGUUUGAAUCCGCUCCUUCGCAGAGUGAUGACCAGCUGCUCCCUCGUCGAUCGAAGGUUGGUCAGACAAAUCGAAAUGAAAAGGUGAAACUUCUGAGCUCAAAGUACAACUCCAUCGCUCGAGCAGCUGCUUUGUCGCACUGCUCUACAAUAACGGAGAACUGCCAGAGUUCUAUUGUUGAAUCGAUAUCAGAGUACCAGGACAAGAAGCAAAUUUCCCCCGAUCCUUCUCUCCAUAUGAAGAAAUCGACCAAAGCUCACUCUGUGCCUGUAUAUACCCUUCGUCCAGUGGAGAGGAAACGCACUAUUUUCUGUCGAUUGCUUCGAUUGAUGAGCUCCUGCUCUCGAAGCAGACAGGUUGCUGCACUGCAAGAUCAGCUAGAUCAACUUCAAAGUAUGGUCCGAUUGUCAAUAACGACAACAGAGCAACUUCAGAUGCGGAUGUCACAGCCCAACCAAAACAGUCUCGGCGAUUCUCCCUCAGAGCUUCGUCACCUAAAAGAUUAA